This is a messenger RNA of Thecamonas trahens ATCC 50062, 2310 nucleotides long. Its product is annotated as alpha-1,2-mannosidase. Gene Ontology annotation, molecular function: carbohydrate binding; peptide-N4-(N-acetyl-beta-glucosaminyl)asparagine amidase activity. The record is from RefSeq and is a predicted model, not a curated record. Bases 28 to 2310 code for a protein of 760 amino acids. Lineage: Eukaryota; Apusomonadida; Apusomonadidae. Gene Ontology annotation, cellular component: cytosol; nucleus. Gene Ontology annotation, biological process: glycoprotein catabolic process; protein quality control for misfolded or incompletely synthesized proteins; carbohydrate metabolic process. The transcript has 2 exons.
ACACACACACACACACACACACACACCAUGCACCUGCUCUCCCUCGCCCUCACCCUCGCCCUCGCCCUCGCCCUGGUUCUCACCACCGCCGUCGCCACUCCCGACUCCACUCUCUCCAGCCCCGCGCCCGGCCCACUCGGCCGGCAUGUGGACCCGUUCAUCGGAACAGGCGGGACCGGAUUCGGUAUCGGGUCGACGCCGCCGGGAGCACAGGCCCCGUUUGGUCUCGUCCGGGCAUCGCCGGAUACGACAGGCCUGAUCUACGAGAUCUUCAACCACUUUGGUGGCUACUACUACCACGAUGACGUCGACGGCAAGAUCCGCGCCUUCUCCCACCUGCACAUGCAGGGCGCAGGCGCACCUGAUCUCGGCGUCAUCGGCGUCAUGCUCGCCCGCAAACCACCGCAUCAGAGCUGCACCACCAAGUUUGACGGAUGCUGGGCAUCGCGCUUCUCCCACUCUAGGGAGUCGGCCUUUCCCGGCUACUACGCGGUAGAGUUGGAGAGCUGCAAGGCCAACGUCGAGCUCACCGCUCGCCCCACCGCCGCCUUUCAUCGCUACACCCUCGAUGACCACGAGACAUACCUCUACCUUGCAGCCUCGCACGUGGUCAAGGACAAGUCGUGCGCCAACGCGAGCGUAGUCGUUGCUUCCCCCGACGGUACGUCGGGCGCUGUGGCGCUCUCGGGCCACAUCCAUGUCAUGGGCUCGCUCUCGGAACGCUUUGGUGGCGUCUACGCCCACUUUUCCGGACUUCUCACCGCUCCGCCUGGGUGUGUAAUCGAGGUCGGGACCUGGGGCACUAACGGCGAGCCGGCUGCCGGACCCGGCACCACAGCCGGGCCUGGCGCCGGAGGCUGGAUCAAGCUCGCGGGCGCUUCCGCCUGCGCCGGCAAGCUCGAGCUCGCGCUCGGCAUCUCGAUCAUCUCGGCCGAGCAGGCCGCGGCCAACCUUGCGCACGAGCAGGCGACCGCAUCCGACUUUGACGCUGCGCUGGCGGCGUCGAUCGCCGACUGGGAGGCGGUCCUGGGCAACGCGGCGGUGGUCGACGACGGCGGCGCCGUGCCCGAGCUGGCUACCAAGUACUACACCGCGCUCUACCACGCCCACUCGGCGCCGACAAACUAUCUCGAGGCCGGUCGGGUGUAUCUCGGCUUUGACAGCAAGGUCCACCGCCUCGACGAUGCGCACAACGCGUACGCGUCCGAUGGCUCGCUGUGGGACGUCUUUCGCUCGCAGAUGGGCCUGCUCUCGAUCCUGCAGCCGGCGUACCUCGGCGACUUUGUGCACUCGCUCGAUCUGAUGCGGGCGCAGGGCGGGUACGUUCCGCGCUGGCCUCUGGCCAACGGCUACACCGGUUGCAUGAUCGGGACCCAUGCCGACCUUAUUGUGGCCGAGGCCUGGGCCAAAGGCAUCCGCAACUACAACCUGACCUCGCUCUACGCCGCCUUUCGCGCCUCGGCCAUGGAGUCGCAGCGCGAGGCCGGGCGCUCCGACGUCGCCGACUACGUCCGCCUCGGCUACGUGUGCUCGGACAAGAGCUCGCGAUCGGUAUCGAGGACGCUCGCCUACGCCGCCGACGACUGGGCCAUUGCUAACAUGGCGGUGGCGCUGGGCAAGACCGACGACGCGGCUUACUUUGCCGCCCGCGCGCAGGCCGCUCCGCGAAAGCUGUGGAACAGCGGCCGCGGCAUCAUGUGCGGUCGGACUUGCGCCGGCGCCUGGGGCACGCUCUUCACCGAGGGCAACGCCUGGCAGUGGUCGUACUUUGUCCCGCAGAACACGACUGCGCUCGCAGAGCUCAUGGGCGGACCGGCCGCCUUCCUCCACGCUGUCGGCAAGUUCCUCGACCGCUCGUUCGACGACCCGUCGACCUUCCUCCCCAACCCGUUCUACUGGGCCGGCAACGAACCCGACCUACUCGUCCCGUGGCAGCCGGCGCUUGUGCCCGGCGGGCGGGCGCUGACCGAGCGGAUCACUCGCAAGCUGCUCGACAAGGUCUACACUACCGAGCCCGGUGGCAUCCCGGGCAACGACGACUACGGAGAGCUCUCGUCGUGGGCCGCUUUUGCGUCGUGGGGCUUCUACCCGCUCGGCGGAUCUGAUGAGUACAUCCUCGGCUCGCCAGUCUUUGCCAAGGUCUUUCUCGCCCCGCUCAACUGCACCGUCGUCCGCCAUGCGGCCUCGCCGGCCGACUACGCCGUCGAGCGCGUGGUUCUCAACGGGAUGCCCCACACUCCGCCGACCAUCAACCACGCCCAGCUGCGCAACGCAGUCAUCGAGUUCUUCCUCGCGCCCGCUCGCCACUAG